GUGGACCUUCUAAUCGGGGAUUUUUGUAUCGCUUUGUUUUGGAUAUAGUGGAAUCCAGCCUCAUUCUUUAUAGGCGACAGAAAUUAGGCCAAAGCGAUCUUAACCAUUCGUGGUGCAACAUACUGUGACAGACAGAACAAUGAAACGGCAAGUACUGUUGUUUAUAUCUUUCCUUUCUCUAAGCUUAGUAUGCGGGCAGGUUAGUUACUCCAUUCCGGAGGAAAUGGCGACAGGCUCCUUUGUUGGUAAUAUAGCGCAAGAUUUAGGUUUGGAUAUAAAACGACUAAAAUCCGGCAAAGCUCGUCUGCAUACUGCAAAUAACGCAGGACACGUCGAGUUGAAUAGAGAACGAGGAGUGCUGCUGAUCAAAGAGAAAAUUGACAGAGAAGCAUUGUGCGGACAGACAACGCCUUGUGCUUUACAUUUGCAGAUCAUUAUGGAAAAUCCCAUAGAAUUUUACAGAGUCACAGUCGAAAUUCUCGAUAUUAAUGACAAUGCUCCUCAUUUUCAGAAAGAUUCAAUGAAAUUCGACAUAAGUGAGUCCGCGAUGAUAGGUGCAAAAUUUGUGCUUGAGAGGGCUUUUGAUUCUGAUAUCGGCAUAAAUGGCCUGCAGAGUUAUACACUCUCUCCUACUGAUAAUUUCAUCUUAAAGUUGCAUGGUCAAGCUGAUGACAGUAAAAAGGUAGAAAUGGUUUUACAGAAACCGUUGGAUCGAGAAAAACAAGAGCAAAUAUCUCUACUGCUAAUUGCUAAUGAUGGGGGAGACCCAAGGAAGUCCGGGACUGUGCAGAUUCACGUUACAGUUCUAGACGCAAACGACAAUGCUCCUGUUUUUACACAGCCCAUUUAUAGGUCGCGCUUGCGGGAAAAUUCCCCUAGGGGCACAUUAUUAAUUACAGUACGUGCAUCAGAUGUAGAUGACGGUUCAAAUGGCUUGGUGACAUAUUCAAUAUCAAGUAGCACAGUUGGAAUUUUGAAUCAUUUUGAAAUAGAUGAAAAUAAUGGCGAUGUGCGUGUGAUAGGCGAAGUUGAUUACGAAAAGUCAAAACAAUAUCAAAUUGAUAUCGAAGCUAGGGAUCAAGGAGGGCUCUCGAAUUCUAGUAAGUUGGUGGUGGAUAUCAUUGAUAUUAAUGACAACAAGCCCUUUAUCGACGUUAUAUCAACGUCACGUUUAAUACCAGAAAGCUCUCCCUCCCAAACCGUAAUAGCUGUAAUGACUGUACACGACCCCGACUCUGACAUUAAUGGGUUAGUCAAGUGUAUCCUCUGUGAAAAUGUCCCGUUUGUAAUAAAAUCUACAUCCAGUGGCUUCUAUAGUUUGUUGACAGACAGUGAUCUGGACAGAGAAAGAUCCUCUGAGUAUAAUAUAACGGUCACGUGCUCUGAUGAGGGAGUCCCCUCCCUCUCCAGCAGCGUCACUCUCACCUUACAGAUCUCUGAUGUGAAUGAUAACGCGCCUGUCUUUGAGAGGAGCUCAUAUGAGGCCUACAUUGUAGAAAAC
Plectropomus leopardus (leopard coralgrouper) is the source of this 1501-nucleotide messenger RNA. RefSeq names its product protocadherin beta-16-like. Gene Ontology annotation, molecular function: calcium ion binding. The record is from RefSeq and is a predicted model, not a curated record. NCBI's taxonomy places the organism in Eukaryota, Metazoa, Chordata, Actinopteri, Perciformes, Serranidae. Gene Ontology annotation, biological process: homophilic cell-cell adhesion. Gene Ontology annotation, cellular component: plasma membrane.